Trematomus bernacchii (emerald rockcod) is the source of this 1102-nucleotide messenger RNA. Its product is annotated as GTPase IMAP family member 7-like. Lineage: Eukaryota; Metazoa; Chordata; Actinopteri; Perciformes; Nototheniidae. The record is from RefSeq and is a predicted model, not a curated record. The coding region runs from base 1 to 618 and encodes 205 amino acids. Gene Ontology annotation, molecular function: GTP binding. The transcript is spliced from 2 exons.
AUGAGUGAUUUAACAAGAAGGAUCGUGGUUUUGGGAAAAACUGGAGCUGGGAAGAGCAGCCUCACCAACACCAUCUUCGGAGAGACUUUGUUCGAGAUAGACGAUUCGGCCAAUUCAGGAACACGUGUAUGUCAAGCAGAAACCAAACGUGUAAACGGGACAAAACUCAUGUGGGUUGACACUCCUGGGUUUUUCGACACAAGCAGACCUGAGGAGGAGCUGAAGUCUGAGAUAGAGAAGUGUAUCGAAAAGUGCGCUCCUGGGCCUCAUGUUUUUCUCAUUGUGCUUAAAGUGGAGAAAUUCACAGAGCAAGAGAAGGACGUCGUCAAAAAAAUACAACAAUGUUUCUCUGAAGAAGCUUUAAAAUAUGCCAUAUUUGUCUUCACACGUGGUGACCAGCUCACUGAGGGAAUGGCGAUAGAGCAGUGGGUCGAUCUGGAUCCAGACCUGAGGAAUCUGCUGAAGAAGUGCGGGAGACGGUGCCACGUCAUUGAUAAUAUUAGAUGGGAGAAAGACCAGACGGAUGAAUACAGGAGCAACAAGUUCCAGGUGGCUGAAAUACUCAAGACAAUAGACAGGAUGGCUGAUGCAAACACAAAAAAGCUGUUACACCAUUGAGAUGCUACAUGCUACAAAUAGACCAUUGGUUAAUUGGGCUGUAGCGGUAGCUUGUCUUGCAGCUUUGGUGUCCAUUGCUGUUAUUUUUGAUAAAAAAUGAAUAUCAUGACUAACUGCAGCAUUAGGGCUGUGUGAUGUCAAGAAUCUGGCAAUAUGAUACAGAUCAUGAUACUGGCUUAAAACUCAACAUAUUGCAAUAUUGCAGGGUUAUAUAUUGUUUUUUUUUUAUCUAAUUUGAAAGAAUUCCUUAAAAUUAGAUAAGGAAUUAAAAUGAUUUCUACUCUUAUAUCAUAUAUUUUGUAACUUGCAACUUAGUUUUUUUUCCAUCAUCCAUUUAUCUGCCAAAAACAGUGAAAAAUGUCAGUCAUUAUUUCUCAGAACAGUACAAGAAAACCUUGAUAAACUAAAAUGUGUCUUUACCGAGUAUCAGAGACCGAUGAGAGUAGUAAUGAAAUGCAUUUUAUAUGACUUUAGUAUAUGUUUA